Molecule: messenger RNA, 759 nt
Organism: Solanum dulcamara
Lineage: Eukaryota; Viridiplantae; Streptophyta; Magnoliopsida; Solanales; Solanaceae
Exons: 1
Coding region: 1-759 (252 amino acids)
Source: RefSeq, a predicted model, not a curated record
AUGCCUUCCACUAGUAGAACAUCAGUUUCUACAGCAAUGACUACUGCAGAAAAGCUUGGAAAGUUUAUUUGUAUUGACUUCAAACGUUGGCAGCAGAAGAUGUUCUUCUAUCUCACUACAUUCAGUCUACAACGGUUUACAAAUGAAGAUGCUUCUGUGGUAGAGGAAGAAACUCCUGACAAUGAAAAGUUUAUUGUGAUUGAGGCAUGUACACAUUCUGAUUUUCUUUGCAACAACUACAUAUUCAAUGGAUUGGAAGAUGACUUGUAUAACGUCUUCAGUGUUUGUAAAACCUCUAAAGAACUCUGGUAUGCUAUUGAGAAGAAAUACAAAACUGAAGAUGCAAGCUUAAAGAAGUUUGUGGCUGCAAAAUUUUUAGACUAUAAGAUGGUUGAUAGCAAGACUAUGAUGUUUCAAGUCCAAGAACUACAAGUCAUUAUUCAUGAUCUCCUGACAGAAGGUAUGAUCAUAAAUGGAACAUUUCAAGUAGCGACAUUAAUUGAGAAAUUACCUCCUUCAUGGAAAGACUUCAAAAAUUAUUUGAAGCACAAGCUAAAGGAGAUGACUCUUGAAGACUUGAUUGUUCAUCGUAGGAUUGAGAAAGAUAAUAAGGCUGCCAAAAAGAAGGCCAGAGGAAACUCAACAAUUAUGGGAGCAAAUAUUGUUGAGUAUGGUCCAAAUAAAUCAAAAAAGAGGAAGAAACCUUUUGGACCGAAUAACUAUCCCAGUAAAAAGAAGUUCAAAGGAGACUGCCACUAG